UAAAACACCAAGAAGAAGAAGAAGCUGCCAUCAAGCAUAACUGGUUUGUGCUUCCGGGAAAGAAGAAAGAAAAAAAAAUGAUCAGAGCAAAGGAAAAGCAGCUGCAGCGUUUUCCAGCCGAGCCCCGGGCCUCCAUCCCAUCUCUGCUAUCUCUGUCCACACCUCCGCCUUUCCAUCACUCAGCUCCUCACCUGCGCACAGGGACACGAAUGCCAAGCAGAGGACCUCCUGGAGGACAUCAAUUUUUACCUGUUAGACCGGUCAUUUCACAGGGUCUCUUAGGUCCCUGCCCACUGCUGCAGCCCGCAGUGCCCAUGCCCAGACGACCAGGAGGCGGCCGGUCUCUUCUCGGCGCUGCUCCCGUCGGUGUUCCACUGAGGACUCCACGUAUGGCUUUUAUACCUGAACAUCACCACAAGUCACGUGGUGCUUUUAUGAAUAAGGAAGGCUUUAUGCACAGUCUUCAGAGAAAGAGGCAAAAUGGCCAUAUUGCAGAAGAGAAAAGUAAUGGACAGAUGAGCAAAUGUAGAACAGAUGCAAAAACAUCAAAAGAGGGAAAGAAACUAGAAGGUUCUGUUGAAGGUCAUGCCUUAUUCUCUGAGCAAACGGAGCCUCCUGGGAAAAAACAGAAGAAUCAUGGAGCUAAUGAGUUGGUUGAAGAGUGUGAAGGUGGAGAUACAGAGCAAAACUCAGCAGGUUCAUCAACAAUCCGAGAACAGGAAGUCUACAUGGAGGAAUGUGCAUCUGCUGAAGCUGACAAGGAAGCUGAGCAGAGCAGGACAGCAGAGGUGCUGGGUGUAGGCACGUCUCUUAAGGUGACCAUUCAGCGCAGCAGUGAGAGUCGAGCCUUCAGCACUGGGUCAGAGGAGGCAGUGGCUGCUGCAGGUCCAGGAAUGGACAAAGACAAGAGCAUGACUGCAGACAAAUACUGCUGUUAUAUUUGCAAUGUCACUUCUUCUGACCAACAGGACUUUCAGACUCACAUGAUCAGCUUGGAACACCAGCAGAUGAUGAUGGAGAUUCAGCACCUGAGUAACACCUGCCUGGCAACACUGCUACCCAAAAUGCACCAAUCACUACAGAGCAAAUACAGAGGCCUGCAGCGCUGGUGUGCAAUCUGCCAGUGUCACUUUAUUGGUGAUCUUAUCGAACACAGAAGAACCAAGAAGCACAAGAUGGCGAAGGUUUCUUCUAGACCAUUUUGCACAGUGUGUGAGCGACACUUCAGAACUCCUCGCAAGUUUGUGGAGCACAUGAAGUCCCCAGAGCACAAACAGAAGGUUGAGGAGCUAAAAGGAGGACCUGAAGUCAUGGAGGAACUCAUAACAUUAGAUGCCAUAGGUUGCUUUGAAGAUGACGAAGACUAUGAGGAAGAAGGAAGCGAAGAUGAAGUGUCUGAACAGGUUAAUUCAGCAGAGAUUAAUGAUGAUAAAGAGUAUGAUCCAGACACACAGUAUGGCACCAAUUUUGUAGUCCCGGUAGCAGGUUUUCUCUGUAAACUCUGUCACAAGUUUUACCACUUUGAGUCCCGAGCUCGGGAGACACACUGCAAGUCUGUCACUCACUACCAGAACUUACAGAAGUACAAGGUUAUGCUGAACCUACCUGAGGAGGACGAGAGCCCAGCCUGUUACUUGGGUAAUGUUCAGAAUGUUGAGAACAGCAGUGCAUGCACUGCUGCAAUGAAAGACAGGCAUGAAGAAGAGGAGAACCCAGAAAACCACUUGGCUUUCAUUACACACUCAGCUGCUGUCCACACAAAGAAGCAACACUUGCAGUCACACUACAAAGGUCCAGCCUCAAAACCAUUGUCUGAGUCUUCAGCCACACAAAACCCUACUGUAGUUUAAAGCACCUGACUGCUGAAAAAAUAUCUGAUUGUAGUUCUUCCACACAAAAAAGAAACCCCUUAGUAAGUGUAAAGAAACCUCAACGUCUCAGUGAUGUGCGUAUUACUGUUAGAGUGCUGAUUCUGAAGAUCAGAAGCUGAACUCCCAUACUCUUAUGAUGGUAUUAGUACUUUGGUUUCAGGUUAAACUUUCUAAACCCAUGCAUUUCUUGACUAUACGCCACUUCUGGAGCUAUGAGCAUAUAUAGUGCAGUUUUGUUUUUAUUUUUUUUCCCUGUAGUACAUUUUAAUUUUCUGUCCAGUAUUAAAUUGAAUAAUAAGGUUAUUACUGGCCAGUACAUACAGGAAUGUGAAUUUAUCAGUUUACCUCCUCAUUAUUUAAACUUGUUUGAGUGUGGUGUUAUACCGUGCCAAAAUGAAUCUAGUCCCUGUCUCAAGUCCUUGGGACGUCCUGGGCCCUGUACUACGAAGCGGGUUUUCUGGCUUACCAGGGUAACUUCGAGAGUAACUUGAUCACGUGCAGCGUAACUUCCCGAUUAACCCAUACUACGAAAGUUGGCUACGUUCAAACCGAGGUAUGCUGCCAUGGCAACUUACGCUGCAUCUCAAACCUGCUCGUCUCAGGUUAUGUUCUUGGUUAACCCGAGGUUUCCGAUUAACCACACCCUUUUUAAACACCACCUCUCCACCGACAUUUCCUCUAGAGACAUUGCCAGCGUGCCUGGAUGACUCGUGCGAUAUCGGAGCGCAGAUUAGAGAUGGGAUUUAUGGCUCUUUGAUGGGAUCCACAUCUUUGUGAUCCGUUCUUUGAAAAGAGCCGUUCAAAAGACUGGCUCAUUUGGCUCUUUUUAAAUAUUUAUUCAGCUUUAAGAAGACAGCGUCUAAAGAAGCCAGAUCCCUCUGCUUAGACAGUGACAUCAAUAUUUCUGGACAUACCUUUUAUAUAAAGCAACCUAGACUUACAUUAUUGUAACCCCUAAACGCUCAUAAAUAACCAUUAAAAAACAAUGAGGGCUUCAAUGAAUGUCCAUGCAGAACGGCUUUUCUGUAAAAAAAAAAAAAAAAAGAACCCACUCAAGAACAUAGUUAUCAAGAACGCAAGAAUAUUUUAUAGAAAAACACUUGUUUUACAAAAAUAUUUAAGUCUGAGAUACAAAAUAGAUACAACUAUAAUAAAUAUAACACAAGAACUAGUUAUCACACAAGAACAUUUUAAUAGA
This is a messenger RNA of Neoarius graeffei (lesser salmon catfish), 3069 nucleotides long. It is a transcript of the gene ciz1b, whose product is annotated as cdkn1a interacting zinc finger protein 1b. Gene Ontology annotation, cellular component: nucleus. Bases 78 to 1850 code for a protein of 590 amino acids. NCBI's taxonomy places the organism in Eukaryota, Metazoa, Chordata, Actinopteri, Siluriformes, Ariidae. Gene Ontology annotation, molecular function: nucleic acid binding; zinc ion binding. The record is from RefSeq and is a predicted model, not a curated record. The transcript has 16 exons.